Lithohypha guttulata is the source of this 1929-nucleotide messenger RNA. RefSeq lists its product as uncharacterized. Lineage: Eukaryota; Fungi; Ascomycota; Eurotiomycetes; Chaetothyriales; Trichomeriaceae. The transcript is spliced from 5 exons. Gene Ontology annotation, biological process: transmembrane transport. The coding region runs from base 1 to 1929 and encodes 642 amino acids. Gene Ontology annotation, cellular component: membrane. The record is from RefSeq and is a predicted model, not a curated record. Gene Ontology annotation, molecular function: transmembrane transporter activity.
AUGAGCUGUCAGACAUCUGAUUGUCAAUACAGAAAAGCGCAGGAAGAGCAUUGCUGGCUUGACGAACAACACAACUGGAGAGUACGUUGUAUCGAAAGAGACUGGAAUGAAGCUAAAAAGUAUAGAAUUCGCAACCCGUUGAUCGGUAUACCCCGAGAUGCUCUCUUUGCAGACGUUGAUCAGUUCGCGACCACCUACGGUCUCCAAGACAUUCAGCCACUGUUGAGGAAGGGAGCACUGGCUGCGCAAAAUCCUUUCGCUAUCGAUACGAUACCCGAUCUCAGUGACGAGGAUAGGCAAACAUUGCACGAAGAAAUCACAAACAGAUGGCGUCAACCGAAGAUCCUUUACAUUACCAUCAUCCUCAACUCCAUUGCUGCUGCAAUUCAAGGAUGGGACCAGACAGGUUCCAACGGCGCCAAUUUGUCGUUUCCUCAAGAUUUCGGUAUCGAUGAAGGUCCAGAGGGUCCAUGUGCGAUAACUGGUACCUGUGAGCGCAAUCAGUGGUUGGUCGGCGCUAUCAACUCUAUGCCAUACUUCGCCAUCUUCCUCUUUGCUGCUUGGAUUUCUGAUCCCCUCAAUCAUCUGCUCGGUCGACGACACACCAUCUUCAUCGCCGCAGUCUUCUCUCUUCUUGCACCCAUCGGUAUGGCUGUUACCCAGAACUGGCAGCAGCUUAUGGCUGUGCGUGUCCUUCUCGGCAUCGGUAUGGGCCUCAAGGAAGUUACAGUACCUGUCUUCUCUGCCGAAGUGGCUCCAACCAUGAUUCGUGGUGGUCUUGUCAUGUCAUGGCAAGUCUGGACCGCGUUCGGUAUCCUCCUCGGAACUUCAGCCAACUUGGCUGUGAAAGACACAGGCGCGAUAGCCUGGAGGUUGCAGCUUGGCUCAGCCUUUAUUCCAGCCGUGCCCCUUGUGCUUGGAAUUUACUUUGUGCCCGAGUCACCUAGAUGGCUUAUCUCUAAGAAGAGGUACGGCAAAGCGUAUAAGUCGCUCUUGCGAUUGAGAAACACGCCACUCUUGGCGGCACGAGAACUCUACUAUAUCUACGCUCAAACACACCAAGAAGCACUCCUCAUUGCUCAAUCAGGCGUCUCGACCAACGACAACUUUUUCACACGUGUAGUCGAAUUGUUCACUAUCCCUCGUAUCAGGCGAGCAACGCAGGCUUCGGGUGUUGUCAUGAUUGGUCAACAGAUGUGUGGCAUCAACAUUAUCGCUUUUUACUCGUCCACUAUCUUCGCCAAUGCAGGUGCCACAGUCACGGGUGCACUUCUAGCAAGUUGGGGAUUUGGUAUUAUUAACUUUAUCUUUGCUUGGCCUGCAGUGUGGACGAUUGACACAUUUGGCCGACGUGCUUUGCUGCUAUUCACCUUCCCAAACAUGUGCUGGACUCUAUUAGCGGCUGGUCUAUGCUUCUAUAUUCCGGAAUCGAGCACAGCACACCUUGCUCUGAUCGCGCUGUUCAUUUACUUGUUCGAUGCCUUCUAUUCGCCUGGUGAGGGUCCUGUGCCUUUUACAUAUUCCGCCGAGGUAUUCCCUCUCUCUCACCGUGAGGUUGGUAUGUCUUGGGCUGUGUGCACCAACAACUUCUGGGCGACAGUGGUUUCUCUUACCUUCCCGCGACAGCUUCGAGCCUUUGGAUCCACCGGGGCCUUCGGGUUUUACGCAGCCUUGAACGCGAUUGCCUUUGUGAUGAUCUUCUUGUUCAUGCCCGAGACCAAGCAACGCUCACUCGAAGAACUCGACUAUGUGUUUGGCGUUCCAACACGGACACAUAUGAAGUACCAAGUCGGUACAGUGCUCCCUUACUGGCUCAAGACAACCGUUCUCCGCCAAAAGGGCCACCCAUCUCCUCAACUAUACAAAUUCGAUACCGAUGCCGGUGUCACUGAUGUCAGAGAUGAUGUCCCUGCCUACACUAAGGCUUAA